Humulus lupulus (European hop) is the source of this 728-nucleotide messenger RNA. RefSeq lists its product as uncharacterized. The transcript has 4 exons. Bases 1 to 639 code for a protein of 212 amino acids. The record is from RefSeq and is a predicted model, not a curated record. NCBI's taxonomy places the organism in Eukaryota, Viridiplantae, Streptophyta, Magnoliopsida, Rosales, Cannabaceae.
AUGGGGAAGAAUAUACAUAACCGUAUAAAAGACACAACAACCAAUUCAACAAACCCAAAUUUGAGACUAAGUGGCAUGGCAAAGAACAUGCAGAAAGUAAAAAAAAAAGCAGCAUGUGAAAAAAAAAGAGCCAAAUUUUCAUUCUCAUUUUCCCUAUCUCGGACCAAUGCUUCACCUCUUUCUCUCUCUGUCUCAAUCUUCAUCUCUUUCUCAUUUUCCCUAUCUCGAACCAAUCUUCAUCUCUUUCUCUCUCUGUCUCAUUUUCCACCAUAUUUUCCUUCUCUCCUUUCUCUUCCUGCUAUACCCAUCACCACCUCCUCCUCCUCCUCUCUCGGACCGAACCACUGCCUCUCUCCGACUGAACCUCCUACUGGAGCCUUGACGAAGAAAAAAAAUGGAUCCAAAGUAAAUCUCUCGGACACUCCCGCUUACAAGCAGUACGUCGCCGGCUUACUCAUCGGAGUUUCCACCGUCGCCAUUGGCCAUCCCUUUGACACCGUAAAGCUAUGGAGAUAUUUUAAAAGUUCAGGACUUGAAUGCAAUAUUACGUCGUUUUGGAAUGCGAAAGAGAUGGCACAAGCUUUCCCAGGUGAUAUUAACAACUUUACUCAAGGUAUAUGUCAGAGGAGGUUUGUUUGAAAAGUCUAGAGAAUUGUUAGCUGAACUGCAAGCUAAGGGCUACGCCAAAGAUGAGGUAACCUUGUACAGUUGUACAGUUACAACUAUCA